AUGGCCGUCCGCAUAGCCGGAGAUCUGUGUCGGAGUGCCGGUCUUCAUCCGCGGGGGCCCGAGACCCGCAAGCACUCUCUUCAGGCGCUGGUCAUCGGCGAGCUGGUAGUAGCUAGACAGGUACCAUUGAGGCGCUACGUCCACCAGUUUCUCUCAGAGUAUUACAGGGCCCCCAUCGGGGUGGACUUCACGCUCCACGUGCUCGCUUGGGACAUCCAGAACGAUGUNNNNCUGCAGCUGUGGGACAUCGCGGGGCAGGAGCGGUUUGGCAACAUGACCCGAGUCUACUAUAAAGAAGCUGUUGGUGCUUUUGUAGUCUUUGAUAUAUCGAGAGGUUCCACAUUUGAGGCCGUCUUAAAAUGGAAAAGUGACCUGGACAGUAAAGUCCAUCUUCCAAGUGGUGGCCCUAUUCCUGCUGUUCUCUUAGCUAAUAAAUGUGACCAGAAAAAGGAAGGUAGCCAGAUUCCUGCCCAGAUGGACCAGUUCUGCAAAGAACAUGGCUUCACUGGAUGGUUUGAAACCUCCGCAAAGGACAACAUCAACAUAGAGGAAGCAGCCCGCUUCCUGGUGGAGAACAUUCUCAUGAACCAGCAAAGCUUUCCCAAUGAAGACAACGAUGGGGACAAAAUUAAACUGCACGAGAAGGCCUUGCCAGCAGAGAGCAAAUCCCAGUGUUGCUGAUGUGGCUUCAGCUCCUCUCCUGCUCACCAGAUGCAGCCUGACUUGAUUUCUCCAUUUGGAGCAAAUUCCUGAGAAGGGAUUGAGGUGGUGGAUGCCCUGCUCUGAGAUCUUCCCAGAGCUGUGCUUAACGUGACCGUGAGGGCACUCUGGGAGCCUUAGCUGAAGUGGGUGUCGGUGUCUAUCCUGAGCAUGGCUCUACACCUUAGAGUGAGCACUUGGGCUUCUCUUGUUGUUGCUGCUGUCAGGUGCAGGAUAAUGUUUACAUCCUUCUUAACAUCUUUGAAAAUGACAAUGCUCAAGAUUUGGUACGAGUUGCAAGUUGUGGCUUUUAGUGUAAGCACUGGGGUGGUAAUGAACUUUCCCAGCAGUCUUACAGUAAUUGUACGAGCCUAUAUUUUUGUAUUCUAUCUUCACUUUUGAGGGAGGCUUUUAGACUGUUAGCCACAGAAGGCUUGAAGUUUCUGUUUAGCAAGGUUUUCCCCCUCAAAACUUCUAACUGGAGCUACUUUUAUCAGAUCUAUAACAGUCAUGGUCAAGGAAAGGAGUUAUUCAAAGGUUAGACCCAAGGUCCCAUAGUAUGAAUUGUGAGAGAAACAAGGUUAUGUGGUUUUAUAUAAAGUUCUGGGCAUUUAAAAUAUAAUACAUGAGGAAGGUACGUCUGGCUCACAAUAUUUGUAUUACCAUUCAAUCCAAUUCAGAACAGAAUAAAUAUUUUGACUGAUGUC
This is a messenger RNA of Myotis lucifugus (little brown bat), 1406 nucleotides long. RefSeq names its product RAB32, member RAS oncogene family (gene RAB32). Gene Ontology annotation, cellular component: phagocytic vesicle; lysosome; late endosome. The record is from RefSeq and is a predicted model, not a curated record. Gene Ontology annotation, molecular function: GTPase activity; GTP binding. NCBI's taxonomy places the organism in Eukaryota, Metazoa, Chordata, Mammalia, Chiroptera, Vespertilionidae. Gene Ontology annotation, biological process: endosome to lysosome transport; phagosome-lysosome fusion.